CGGCCAUGGGGGUGCCCAAGUUCUACCGGUGGAUCUCGGAGCGGUAUCCCUGCCUCAGUCAGGUGCUGAAGGAGCAUCAGAUUCCAGAAUUUGACAACUUGUACCUGGACAUGAAUGGCAUAAUUCAUCAGUGUUCACACCCUAAUGAUGAUGAUGUUCACUUCAGAAUCUCUGAAGACAAGAUCUUUGCUGAUAUAUUUCACUACUUGGAAGUGCUGUUUCGUAUUAUUAAGCCAAGAAAGGUUUUCUUUAUGGCAGUUGAUGGAGUGGCUCCAAGAGCAAAAAUGAACCAACAACGUGGCAGGCGCUUUAGGUCAGCAAAGGAGGCAGAGGACAAAAUUAAAAAGGCAUUGGAAAAAGGAGAAGUUCUUCCCACAGAAGCCAGAUUUGAUUCCAAUUGCAUUACACCAGGGACUGAGUUCAUGGCCAAAUUGCACGAACAUCUGAAGUAUUUUGUAAACAUGAAGAUUUCUACAGACAAAUCUUGGCAAGGAGUAACUGUCUAUUUAUCAGGACACGAGACUCCAGGAGAAGGAGAACAUAAAAUUAUGGAAUUCAUUAGGUCAGAAAAAGCAAAACCUGACCAUGACCCAAAUACAAGGCACUGUCUGUAUGGUUUAGAUGCUGACUUGAUUAUGCUUGGACUAACAAGCCAUGAGCCGAAUUUCUCCCUUUUAAGAGAAGAGGUCCGAUUUGGUGGCAAAAAGUCACAAAGAGCAUGUGCUCCUGAAGAAACCACUUUUCAUCUUUUGCACUUGUCACUAAUGAGAGAAUAUAUUGACUAUGAAUUUUCACCAGUUAAAGACAAGCUCUCAUUUAAAUAUGAAGUUGAAAGCAUAAUAGAUGAUUGGAUCUUAAUGGGUUUUCUCGUUGGAAAUGAUUUUAUCCCUCAUCUACCUCAUUUGCAUAUUAACCAUGAUGCACUGCCAUUACUUUAUAGAACAUAUAUGGCUGUAUUGCCUGAACUUGGAGGUUACAUUAAUGAAAACGGGCACCUCAACUUACAGCGUUUUGAGAAGUACCUUACAAAAUUGUCAGAUUAUGAUCGUGAACAUUUCAGUGAAAUCUUUGUAGAUCUCAAGUGGUUUGAAAGCAAAGUGGGCAAUAAAUACCUGAACGAGGCUGCUGGCAUUGCAGCUGAAGAAUCAAAAAAGCAAAAGAAACGCAAGGCUCAGGAAAACGCCAUGUUCUUGGCUGCUUUAGAGAAAACUGACAAUGGGGUAAUAGCAGCUUCUAAAACUGUAUUAGAAGACGAACCAGAAGAUGAUGAUUUGUUCGAGACAGAAUUUAGGCAAUACAAAAGAACAUACUAUAUGACAAAGAUGGGUGUAGAAGUAGUUUCAGAUGCUUUUCUGGCUGAUCAGGCAGAAUGUUACAUCCAGGCAAUACAGUGGAUAUUACACUACUACUACCAUGGGGUUCAGUCAUGGAGCUGGUACUAUCCCUACCAUUAUGCACCUUACUUGUCAGAUAUCCGCAAUAUCAGUAAACUGAAGAUUCACUUUGAUUUAGAAAAACCAUUCAUGCCAUUUGAACAGCUUCUUGCAGUUCUUCCAGCAGCUAGUAAAGAUCUGCUACCUAAAUGCUACCAGCAUUUGAUGACCAGUGAAGACUCUCCCAUUAUUGAAUACUAUCCAACAGAAUUUAAAACUGAUCUAAAUGGAAAGCAACAAGAGUGGGAGGCUGUAGUGUUAAUCCCAUUUAUUAAUGAGAAGCAGUUGUUAGAAGCGAUGGAAUCUUGCAGCAUGUUAAUGACAGAAGAAGAAAGGCAAAGAAAUAGGCACAGCGAGUGCUUGAUGUACUUGUAUGACAGAGAUUCAGAGUUCCAAUAUUUAUCGCCGUGGCCAGAGAAGUUCCCUUCCGUAGAAAGAUGUCAUACAAGGCAUAAAGCUAUAUCUUUGGACACCUGGCAUGUAGAUAUAUCCCGUAAUAAAAUAACUAAAUUGGAUUUAGGAAAGCUGUAUUUCUGUGGCUUUCCUACUUUGAAGCACAUUAAACAUACGUUCUAUCAUAAAAAAAGCGGGGUACAAGUGUUUCAGCAGAGCAGCCAUGGAGAAAAUAUGCUGUUAAAAAUAACUGUUGAUGAAGAUUCAAAGGAACCGAGUGUAGAAAAUGUCACCAGUCUGGUGCUAGGGAAAUCAAUCUUUGUUAAUUGGCCACACCUGGAGGAAGCAAGAGCUGUUGCUGUAUCAGAUGGUGAAACAAAGUUUAGUUUGGAAGAGCCACCUGGAACACAGAAACUUUAUAUGGAAAAUGCUGUGCCACCAACUAAAGUAUCAUAUGUUGGAGACAAAGAGCGGAAUAUAUGGAUAAAAGAAAUCCAGGGGAUCUCAGAACACUACCAGAGAAGAAAAGGUGUAAUUAUAAAUGAUACCUCUGUAAUUGUAUAUGCUCAGUUACUGACUGGGCGUAGAUACCAGUUGAAUCAAGGUGGCAAAGUAUGUUUGGAAAAACAGUGGUCCAAGCAAGUUCUGCCUUUUGCAUACCAAACAAUUGUCAAGGAUAUAAAAGCUUUCGAUUCGUCCUUCUCUAAGAUCAAAACUUUGGAUGACCUAUUCCCUCUUGGCUGUACCGUCUUCAUGCUGGGAACACCUUACUACGGCUGCACAGGAGAAGUUCAAGAUUCAUGUGAUGUGAUCUCAGAAGGUAGAAUUCGUGUUGUUUUCAGUAUUCCAUGUGAACCUCCGCUGGAUGCCUUAAUACAGAAUCAGCAUAAAUAUUCUGUGAAGUACAAUCCUGGAUAUGUUUUGGCUUCUCGUCUUGGUGUGAGUGGCUAUCUUGUGUCUAGGUUUACAGGAAGCAUUUUUAUUGGACGAGGAUCUAGGAAAAAUCCACAUGGAGACCAUAAAGCAAAUGUGGGAUUGAACCUAAAAUUCAAUAAAAAGAAUGAAGAAGUUCCUGGGUAUACAAAGAAAGUUGGAAAUGAGUGGAUGUAUUCUUCUGCAGUAGAACAACUCCUUGCUGAAUAUUUAGAAAGGGUCCCAGAACUUUUCAGCUACAUAGCAAAAAACGGUCAAGAAGAUAUAUUCUAUGAAGAUGAUAUUUGGCCUGGUGAAGAAGAGAAUGGUGCCGAGAAAGUUCAAGAAAUCGUUGCAUGGCUAAAGGCUCAUCCUGUUAGUACUCUUUCUCGAUCUUCUUGCGAUUUACAAAUUCUGGAUGCUGCUAUUGUUGAGAAGAUUGAAGAAGAAAUAGAAAAGUGCAAGCAAAGAAAAAGUAAUAAGAAAGUACGUGUUACCGUGAAACCCCACUUAUUAUACAGACCUUUAGAACAGCAGCAUGGAACAGUACCAGACCGAGAUGCAGAAUAUCGACUGUUUGACCGUGUUGUGAAUGUGAGAGAGGGCUUUUCAGUUCCCGUUGGUCUUCGUGGUACCAUAAUUGGAAUUAAAGGAGCUAGCAGAGAAUCGGAUGUGCUGUAUGAAGUAUUGUUUGAUGAAGCAUUUCACGGAGGCUUAACAAUUAGGUGCUCACUUGCCAGAGGGUACCGCAUGCCAGCCAGUGCCUUAAUUAAUCUUUCUCAUGGCCAUCGGUCUGAAACAGGAAACCAGAAGCUAACAGCCAUAGUCAAACCCCAACCAGCUGUGAGUCCCUACCGGUCAUGUUCACCUGAAUCAUUUUCUGUGUCUUCACAAAAAGCACAUCUAGGAGGCCUCAACCAUUCCCCUCGUUCCCUUUUUGUUCCAACUCGACAGUUGAAUGGACGGCAGCAAAACAGUCUCAAGUCUGAAAAUCAGAACCCCAGUUCUCUCCAGAAAGGAUCCUAUUUAGGUGGCAAUCAGAAAUAUAAAGCUCACAGUAAACAAGAUGAUGAAUUUUGCAGUAUUUGGCAAUCAUUGCAAAGCUCGGGAAAGUCUCAGCCUACCCAGCAAAGUAGACAUGAGAAGAGUGGAAUUGUGCCUCAAUAUAUAAAGUUAAAUGCAGGCGGCCAGUUCUGUAAACCAGGCUUCAAUGAGAGUAGCUUCAAAGGCCAGCAAAGAAAACAAGAGUCAUUUAAAAAGUCCAAAGAAGAUCCUAAAUGUCCAAGAAAUGAAGGUCAAUCACAUAAAAUAACAAAUAAACCAAAUGGGUCUGAACUCGAAAGCCUUUUGGCAACUUUGAAAAUUUCCAAAGAAAAGGAAGUGCAAUCAACUUAUUCCAAGGAGGCAUCAAAUGAAGAGCAUCUGUCUCCUCAGUCUUUUGCUAUGAAAGGAACUCAAAUGCUCAAAGAAAUUUUGAAGAUAGAUAGUUCUGACACAGCAGAAACUAAGACAGUGAUUAAUGAAGCUUCUACUUCCACUUGUAAGCAGGAUUCUUAUGGACCUGCCCCACAACAGAGGCAUACAAAAAAGAUGGCUGCUUUCAUGAACAAAUCCCCAGUCACAGGAGGGCCUCAGAACCCACAAGCUAUGGAAGCUGGAGGCCCUCCUCUUUUUGGACCUCCAGGCUCGCUAUCUACACCGGCGUCGGAGCUUUCUCGUAUCUGUUCUCUUGUUGGAAUGCUGCAACCAGAGUUCUCAUUCCUCAGAACUCCACAGACAAUGACAGUUUGUCAGGUAAAGCUAUCAAAUGGCUUAUUAAUACAUGGACCUCAGUGUCAUUCUGAAAAUGAAGCCAAAGAGAAAGCUGCACUUUUUGCUUUACAACAGUUGAGCUCUAUUGGGAUGAACUUCCCUUUGCCUCCACCUCCAGUAUUUCCAAAUUAUCAACAGAUGGGAGCCCUUAUGCCACCUGGAUCCAUUCCUCCAGUCUUCACUCAGCAUGCUGCUAAUAUAUUUCCUUCACCAUCUCAUGCAUUUGGCCCAGUUCCAUGGGGAGCACCAUUGCCUGUUCAUGGCAAACCUUAUUAUCCUGGCUCAUGUCCUGGCAAUUUGCCAGUAGCAGGAACUGGUCCAGUUGGUGCACACAACCAGUUUAUACCUUUGCAGGUAACUAAAAAAAGGGCUGCUAGCAAGAUGCAUUUUGACUCUAAGGACUUCUCAGGUACACUUCAAGAUGUGCAAUUAAAGAAUGAACAGCCAAUGUCUUCUGACAGCACAAAACUAAAUCCACAGGAUGCUGCUUCAGAUCCUUUAAGAUGUUCUCAAGCUGCUCACCCCAUAGUUUUUCAAGAGAAAAUGGCUUCUUCAAGUCCCAGUGCAUCUCAUAAAAAAUCAACGCCAAAUGUUUCCGCCAAGCGAAAGCCAAGAAAAUUAGCUGUCAAUUUUGGUGUAUCCAAAUCUUCAGAAUAAGUAUGGAAGAUUAAUGAUUUU
Molecule: messenger RNA, 5228 nt
Organism: Euleptes europaea (tarantolino)
Lineage: Eukaryota; Metazoa; Chordata; Lepidosauria; Squamata; Sphaerodactylidae
Gene: XRN1
Product: 5'-3' exoribonuclease 1
Exons: 42
Coding region: 6-5207 (1733 amino acids)
Biological process (GO): nuclear-transcribed mRNA catabolic process; rRNA catabolic process
Cellular component (GO): nucleus
Molecular function (GO): 5'-3' RNA exonuclease activity; RNA binding
Source: RefSeq, a predicted model, not a curated record